CAGAGUGUUUUCUUUGUAAUAUGUGUGUUAUCCGAAUGUAAAAAAAACAACAUUUGUACUUACAUAUUUAUCAGUUUAUAAUGAUAUUACAGGCAUUUAAUGACAUUAAUUUAAGCGGAACUCGAUAUUGGAUAUUUGUUUCCUUACGGAAAAAUUAUAAUAAUACAACUUUUCACUGACGUGCCAUUUUGGCUGAAUAAAUUCAAAUUGCGUCUUUUCACAUUGGAAAUAACUGCAUCAAGAGGACCGCUGUGUUUUUCCGGUCCGAGCCAGUCCGAAUUUGAACUUCCGGAACGAUCCGCUUCUGUCUGACGAACAUGGCUGCCUCGUGGGUGCUCAGGAGAUGGUGCACCACCUCUGUAGCAGCAGCAGCAGCAGCACCCAUUAAGGGCACCCGAUGGGAGAGGUUGAAAAAUAGCAAAUUGGGUGUGUGGUUCAGCGGCAUGUCCAGAGACUACAAGGAGGCGUGUCGUGAGAUUGUGGUGGGUGCGUGGGAGAGGCCAAUCAAAGCUUCCCUCUAUCUGGGCCUCCUUGGUGGAGCCGGCGCCUGCAUCUACACCAACCCAGACGACGCCUCCUUCGAGACCACCGUCCUGGAUAUGGCCAAUCAGCUCGGCCUCCUGACACCGUGGAUACGCAGUGGGACGUCAGAUGGGCACGUGCAGAAGCUGGCGAAGCUUCGUAACGAGGGCAGGUUACGUCACCUCAGCCUGGGCAUGGUCUCACUCACCUACUUUGCCGACUACAACCCGGACGCCAGCCUCUACGAGGCCCAGUGCUCCAAACUCUCUGUCCCCUGGAGGGAGCUCCACACGCGGGUACUGGAUGUGGGCUUUGCGGGCCGCUGGUGGAUCCUGGACCAUAAGAUGAAGGACUAUGAUGUGAACGACGAAGAGUUCAAGCACCUGCCGCCCGCGAUGGCCGCCACAGUGCCCCCUGGUGUCCAGGGGGUGGAGAAGAACGAGAGGCUGCACAAAGAGUCAUGGAUGCCCCUGAAGACGGAGGAGGACGAGGAGAAGGAAAAGGCAUCCGCAGCCACAGAGGAGGAGGGAGGCAUUGUAGAACAGAUAAAGAUGGGCAGUUUAGAUCUUGUAGAAAAAGUAAAGAUGGGCAGUGGAGAUCUUGUUGAAACAAUCAAAAUAAAGACAGGCAUUGUAGCUCAACCACAGGAGCUACCUGACCCAGAACCACAGGAGCUGACACUGACAAAGACUGAGACGGCGACACAGGAGUAGCAGACACAAGCUCAAGCAAAGGCCUAAUGUGUCAUGGACCAAUGGACUCACACUAGCAGGACAAUGAUUGGCG
This is a messenger RNA of Coregonus clupeaformis (lake whitefish), 1308 nucleotides long. Its product is annotated as mitochondrial import inner membrane translocase subunit Tim29. The transcript is spliced from 2 exons. Gene Ontology annotation, cellular component: TIM22 mitochondrial import inner membrane insertion complex. Gene Ontology annotation, biological process: protein insertion into mitochondrial inner membrane. The record is from RefSeq and is a predicted model, not a curated record. The coding region runs from base 318 to 1235 and encodes 305 amino acids. NCBI's taxonomy places the organism in Eukaryota, Metazoa, Chordata, Actinopteri, Salmoniformes, Salmonidae.